This is a messenger RNA of Priapulus caudatus, 474 nucleotides long. RefSeq names its product melanocortin receptor 3-like. Bases 1 to 474 code for a protein of 157 amino acids. Gene Ontology annotation, biological process: G protein-coupled receptor signaling pathway. The transcript has a single exon. Lineage: Eukaryota; Metazoa; Priapulida; Priapulimorpha; Priapulimorphida; Priapulidae. Gene Ontology annotation, molecular function: G protein-coupled receptor activity. Gene Ontology annotation, cellular component: membrane. The record is from RefSeq and is a predicted model, not a curated record.
AUGGUCGUCUGCGUCAGCCACUUCGCCGUCGUCACCUGCUUCGCGUUCUGCUCCGUGACGACGCUCAUCGCUAUCAACGUCGACCGCUACGUGUCCGUGUCACGUCCGCUGCGCUACCAUCAGGUCAUGACCCCGCGCGUCGUCGCCGUCAUGAUCGCACUCAGCUGGAGCGUCGCCGGCGUCGUUGGCGUCGUCAGCCUUGUCGAGAACAGCUGGUCCCCCGACAAGCCGUGUCUGUAUGACGUCAUCAGCGGCAAGGCGACGCUGCUGCUCGACGCCGUCUUCGUCGCUAUCUGCGGCGUCGCCAUCGUCGUCAUCUACGCGUACAUGAUGCUCGUCGCCAGGCGACACCGUCGGUGCAUCCAGCCGCUGCCGCCGACGACGACGAGCAACGGUUCCUCGCAGCCGACGGAGCUCCCGGAGGAGCUUCGCUCCAUCUUCGAGGCGCUCGCCAGGAAUCUGAAGCUGGCGUAG